AUGGAGCAUAUAAAAGUAACAACGAACUUUGCUAACAGCUGCUUCUACGAUGAAAACAAGAAAAUUCGCUUUGAUCCUCCAGUUUACGAACAGCGAUACUGGACCAUUCUACGAUUGCUUGAGCUGGAUUGUUGGAAAGAUUCGUUCAAGAAGAUUGUUGAAUUUGGCUGUGCAGAAAUGAAAUUUUUUCGCUUGUUGCGCACAUUGCCAGCGGUCGAGAAAAUAUUGGAGGUUGACAUUGAUGAGAAUAUUUUACACCAAUCGCGACACCUAGUGCGGCCAAUGCUCAGUGACUACUUAUCACCUCCAGCCAAACCACUCACCGUAGAAGUUUGGCGUGGUAAUAUUGCCGAACCUCACGAAUCUCUUGAAGGAACGGACGUAGUAGUUGGAAUUGAAAUCAUCGAACAUUUGCACCAACCGGUGCUGGAUAAAGUGCCCGAGAAUGUGUUCGGUUUCAUUAAGCCCAAGGUAGCUUUUUUCUCAACACCGAACGCAGAGUAUAACGUGCUGUUCGAUGGUUUGUACGAAAAUGGAUUCCGUCAUUUGGAUCAUAAGUUCGAAUGGACCCGGGGCCAGUUUGAGGAAUGGGCUGGAUCGAUAUGCCAACGGUAUCCCGAUUACUGUGUGAAGUAUUUUGGCAUCGGUCCUGCACCGGCUGGGUCCGAAACGGUCGGAUGUGUGAGCCAGAUGGCGGUUUUUGUGCGACAUGAUUUUCUCACCACCUUUCCACCGCUAGUAGCGUCAGUUGCGACAGAGGAGGAAAAUGUUCCAGUUCCUAACGAAACGGCUGAGGAUGAGCAUAGGACACCAAGUGUACAAAACGCAGAGCCUGCACGCCCUAAUCCGCCUAAAUAUACCGAAGUGAAUGGAGAAAUUCUUCUCAUCCAUCCGCCAACGGAUGGUGCCAUUUGUGAGGCGACCGAUGGAGAACCUGCUGUCGGCGAUAGAGCAGACGAAAAUGUGUUCUGUGGUGCUGAUGGUGUAGAUGCAGAAGAGCGAUGUAGAGAGUACAAUGAAAUACUAGAUGAUAUCGAUGAUUCUGAUGGUGACUUUGACGACGAGCACGAUACCAUGUUCGAUAUGUAUGUUCCGGAGGAGGUAGCACGAACGUUGCGCACACGAAACGAUAGCGGUAACUUCGAGGAAGAAGAUGUAGCCGAAGCCAGCCGCGAGUAUUGGAUGGUUGUGAGUGAAGUGUACCCGGUGGCAGCACCGGACAAUCGAACACGCGAACAACACAUACAAGAUGCGGCUGAAUAUCAACUGCGACGUUUGCGCAACUUUGGAGACGAUUUUCUCGCACCGGAACAGGAUCACUAUCUCAUACCGCUGCAGACCGUGCUUGAUUGCAUGGAUGUCGAGCUGGCAACCAUUGACGAGGUGCGACAAUGCUUGUUGCGGGCGGGUUACCGUAUUGGUGAAGAUGGUACAGUAAACUUACCGCUGGAGGAUGAGGAGGAGAACGAUUCAGACGAGGAACGGUUGUUCGAUGAUGGUGAGGAGCUCGAUGAUGCCGAUCGGUAUCCUGCGUGGGAUGAAAAUGAGGAGGCGAAGGCUAGCCGGGGAGUAAUCGCCAUGACGUUGGAAGACUGUGACGAAACCUGGGACUGA
Messenger RNA from Anopheles marshallii, 1614 nucleotides. RefSeq lists its product as uncharacterized. The transcript is spliced from 4 exons. The coding region runs from base 1 to 1614 and encodes 537 amino acids. NCBI's taxonomy places the organism in Eukaryota, Metazoa, Arthropoda, Insecta, Diptera, Culicidae. Gene Ontology annotation, biological process: siRNA processing; RNA methylation; piRNA processing. Gene Ontology annotation, molecular function: RNA methyltransferase activity; O-methyltransferase activity. The record is from RefSeq and is a predicted model, not a curated record. Gene Ontology annotation, cellular component: cytoplasm; nucleus.